CACACACACCAUGACAAAUUGUUGUUUUUUUGUUAUUCAUAAUAGGUUAGCCUUGAUCAGCUGAUCUUGAGGUUUCAACUGGAGAACAUAGACACAGAGCGGCCGUUGACGGUGGCUGUACGCCGCCAGAAUGUGCUCGAAAGUGCCUUCUCGGUGCUCAGCCGGUCGUACUUUGAGUGGCAAAGGGAGCCGAGGAUGGAAUUCCUCAACGAAAUGGCGGACGACUAUGGUGGUCCCAGGAGGGAAUUUCAAAGACUCCUAAUGAUGGCCAUUCAGGGCACCCUCGGGGUUUUUGAGGGACGCUCAAAUGAGCUAUUUUUCACGUAUGACCUUCGUGCCUUGGAGCAGCAGAAGUUCUUCAAGGCGGGGAAAUUGACCGCUUGGUCAGUGGCCCACGGUGGCCCGGGGCCCCGGUCAAUAAGUAGGUCGGUUUACCUGCUUAUGUGCCACCAGUCAGCACCCCUAAGUGACCUCGACAUAGGGGUGCUGCUCGACGAGGAUAAAGGGGGCAAACUGCAACAGUUGAAGGCCUGUCGCACAGAGGAGGACCUGCAGCGACUGAAGGUAUCCUGUGGGGAAUGGGUCUCUGACUGCGGGGUGCCCUCCUUCUACACCUCUACAUUGCAGGAGAUGCCUCAAGUCAUUGAGAGGGUAGUGGCCAACUACUGCUUCCAUCGAGUGGCCAGUAUGGUGCAGCAGUAUACUGCCGGGUUGAACUCCUGUGGACGUUUUUUCGACCUUGUCUCUGCAAAUUGGCAGCAGUUUCUGCCAAUUUUCUGCUCAACGGGGGGGAAAUUGACCCGGCAGACCUUCAGAGGCCUAUUCCUGACGGACUGGAGCCCUGAGGGCAGUAAUGCCAGGGGGGAGGAGGAGGAAACCAUCUUCCAGUAUGAUGACUGGCUCAUCAAAGUUGAAGAGGGAGAGGUGGAUGCCACCUUAGAAGACCUCUUAGUCUUUGUCACGGGAGCCGAUCAUCCUCCAGCCCUGGGCUUCCCGAGGAAAUGCGAGGUUCAUUUCUUCGACCAGGAGCCAGGGACAAGGCGGCUUCCCUAUGCCUCCACCUGUGCCCUCUUCCUCUACCUUCCAAGAGGUGUUAGGGAGGAGGAGGAUUUUGCGGAUAUGAUGAGCACAUCUCUUGUUGGGUCCCUGGGGUUUGGGAAGGUUUAACCUGACCAAACCCCUCCUCCCUUGGAGACAGGACUCCGCCCCCACCUCCCUUGGAGACAGGACUCCGCCCCCUC
Molecule: messenger RNA, 1241 nt
Organism: Gadus chalcogrammus (walleye pollock)
Lineage: Eukaryota; Metazoa; Chordata; Actinopteri; Gadiformes; Gadidae
Product: G2/M phase-specific E3 ubiquitin-protein ligase-like
Exons: 5
Coding region: 196-1167 (323 amino acids)
Molecular function (GO): ubiquitin-protein transferase activity
Source: RefSeq, a predicted model, not a curated record